This is a messenger RNA of Aphanomyces invadans, 1144 nucleotides long. RefSeq lists its product as hypothetical. The record is from RefSeq and is a predicted model, not a curated record. Lineage: Eukaryota; Oomycota; Saprolegniomycetes; Saprolegniales; Verrucalvaceae. The coding region runs from base 553 to 930 and encodes 125 amino acids. The transcript is spliced from 2 exons.
CACUUCGGUACGACCUCGGCACGUUGGUCCUUACCUUUCCCUCUCGUGCACAGCGCUAGAUAGCGGCUUACUCAUCGCUGACACGAACGAUCUCUGCAGGCACUCACAGGGCUUGCUCCAAAGCACGGGUCAUCUAGGCAAGAACUGCUACGUUGUCUUUUGGGUGUCUGGCCGUCGUGUCUAUCGGCUGUGCAAGCAUCCAUUCACCAUGCCUGGUUCAAUUUUCGUGUGCAUGACGGAGUGUGGAUCGGCUUGACAGGUCGAAAGACAUGACGUGAGGCAAAGUAGUGUCAACAGGGUCCUCACAAGUCGUUCGCUGCUCCAUACCCGGCCAUGGAAGGAUGCUUUUCAACCAGAAAUAUAUUAUGACUACGGCGCAGGGUGGUUGUACAGAAGACUGUGAAGAUGGAGAGCUUUGAGGUCGUGAUUCCUCAAGACGGAAAAUAUGUCGGGCUUGAACGCUGCCACGUGAAGCCCGAGGUCCGAGAGAUACUGGAGUAUGGCUAAGACUUUCGUUUCGUCCCAGAAGCAGUCAAGCAUUACGCACAGGACAUGCUGGUCGUUCGUCGCUCGAGUCGAUAUUUUGGCACUGCAACCGAGCUUGCCAUCAACAGUUGCGCGCGCUACAGAAGCCCACGCAGAGUCUACCUCGUUCGAGUUUACGGACAGAAGCAACUUCCCCGAUCCAAAGUUGCAUCGUUUUGCCAAGGAGAAUAUGUUGGCAGACACCUUUCGUGCUUCGGAAGGAACUUGGGAUGGAGAGAGCCUUGCGAGACGAUCAGACCACUCUUCCACGAUAUCAUUCAUUUCGGCGGUGCAAUGGGUCCUCGUUUCGUCAUGGGCACGAUGCGUGUAAGCAUCGUGAGGGCCAGGAACCCAAAUCCAUCUCCAGGAGCCUCCUUGAGACGAAGGUGUCGAGUGUUGGACUGACGGUCGUACACGAGCAAGAAACGAGUCGAGGGAUUCGUUGUGAACGUCUUGCUGAAGCGUGAGGUCAAGCCGGGGCUUUCGGUCACGACGCUUGAACCCUUUUGGAAGGGCUUCAGCCAGCUGCAGCUCGUCAAGUUUCGCAGCCGCCACAGCCAUGACGUAAGGAAGUUCUCGAAUGAUUCUUGCACGAUCGAGGAUUGCUUGCAGAUGCGCC